Molecule: messenger RNA, 997 nt
Organism: Volvox carteri f. nagariensis
Lineage: Eukaryota; Viridiplantae; Chlorophyta; Chlorophyceae; Chlamydomonadales; Volvocaceae
Exons: 9
Biological process (GO): activation of GTPase activity
Molecular function (GO): GTPase activator activity
Source: RefSeq, a predicted model, not a curated record
AUGCACCAUGAAGUCGUUUACACGGUUCAACUGUGUCAGGGAUGCACAGAGAGCUGGGAGGAGACGGUUGGGCGCAUCUCCAGGGACGCCGAGCGGAUAUCCAACGAGGCUGACACGCUACGCGGUGAUCAGCGGGCUGAUGGCAUCGCGCGUCUAAGACGUAUGCUCAUUGCCUAUGCCUUACACGACGGUGAAGUCGGUUACUGCCAGGGUAUGGCCGACCUCGCAGUCCCGUUUCUCGAGCUGUACCGUGCAGACGACGAAAUGGUGCGCUGGCAACUGUCCACCUUUCAGUACACGCAGAAGCUUGCAGACCUCCGCAAGGCAGGGGAUGUCAAGCGACCAUCGAGCCCCUGCUGCGAGUGCACGCGUAGGAAGGAGCGCCCACAGCAGCCACCACCCCAGGCCCACGAGGCUGGAGCUGCUGUCGCGCGUGUGGACCUUUGCUUGUAUGUGGUGGCGGCAGCGCUGCUUCAGCACCGUAAGAGCCUGUUGGCCUGCCGCUCUAUGGAAGAAGUGGUGCAGUUCGUCAACCGAUUUCCUCCCCCGACUGAUGUCAUCGCGCUGGUCCGCGCAGCGGAGCGCAUCUACCGCAAGUGCAAGGGUCGCAAUGGCCGGGACCGGAAACGAUUGGCGGCCGUCUUGAUGCUGAACUACACAGCACAUCGUUUCAUCAUGAUAAGCACUCCUACAUUCAUGUCCCGUCCACGUCAGCACGCACACCAGGUUAAGGAGGCAGCAACGCAGUACGGAUGGGCCAAGCCUGGCUUCCUGGCUCUGUUUGUUCUGUCGUUGUGUGCAUUGUUCAUGAUCCAAGAAAACAUGCCACCAGCCGCUGACAACUCAUUUCUCAUGGAGAGCAAGUUUACUAAGGAGGCUGGCCUGGCACCGCAGUUAGUCCACCGCAACCUGUCCACGCCACAGCUCUACGAGCAUGCGUUGUCAUUCGAGCCAGGUACCCAUAUCACCUCAACUGGAGCAUUGGCAACAAGGUCGG